AUGUCGGUAACCUACUUGCCCUUGGCCGUCGCCUCAGCUGGCGUGGCAUCUCACUUAUUCUUCUUCCAUGUUGGCGAACGCUUUCUAUACCCUACGCGCUACCUCCAAGCAUUCCUUCUGGGGUGCAUUGUUACGAUUGUUGCUCGAUCACAUUAUGGCAACAUUCCCACUAAAGAUGCCAUUGCAUUUACGGCCAAAUACGCUUCACUGUAUCUGGCUGGCCUUUAUACUAGCUUGGUCGUUUACCGUCUCUUCUUCAAUCCGCUGAACAAGAUACCUGGUCCAUACUGGGCACGACUGUCAAGAUUCGACUUGGUCUUCCGGGUUGCUGGGAAAAGGAAUCUGCAUCACCACCUGCUCGCCAUGCACCAGAAGUAUGGCAAGUUCGUGCGGCUUGACCCCAGUGGUAUCUCUGUCACGCACCCGGAUGGCGUGGAAGUCAUAUCUGGCAUUAAAUCCAAAUGCACCAAGGGCGAAUGGUAUGGGAUGGACCUUCCAUUCGUCUCGAUGCACACGUGCCGGGAUCGAGCGCAGCAUGAUCGACGGCGAAGGAUCUGGAGCCCUGCAUUCAGUGACAAGGCACUUCGGGGCUACGAGAACCGGGUGCAAAAGUAUAAUGACUUGUUUCUCCAGAAGGUGGAGGAGGCAAAAGGCGACCCAAUGAAUGUGUCGAAAUGGUUCAAUCUAUACUCCUUCGAUGUGAUGGGCGAUCUCGCCUUCGGCGCAUCGUACGAGUGUCUCGAAUCCGGAGAGAUGCACUGGGCCAUCAAACUGCUCAAUGAUGGCAUGGACAUUAUCGGCUUCUGGUUGCCGUGCUGGCUCUUCCGAAUCCUGAUCGCUAUUCCCGGCGCAGCUGCAGAUCACUGGCGAUUCAUCAAUUACUGCUCGGAACAGCUUGAAAAGCGGAUGAGGAUGCAAGGCAAGCUCGAGAAUCAGGACAUUUCGCACACGUUGAUCGAGCACUUCAACAACUCGGACGCGGCGGCGCAGAAGGCUCAGCUGCCCAUGCUGCAGGGCGAUAGCCGGCUCAUUAUCGUUGCCGGUUCAGAUACGACGGCGGCUACCCUGGUGCAUUUGUUCUACCAUAUCGCCACGGAAAAAGGUCUCCUUCAGCGGCUGAGAGAGGAGCUCGACAGUUUGGUGAAGCCCGACGAGAAUAUUGACUCGCAAAAGAUCCAGGACGCACCACUGUUGAACGGAGCGAUCAACGAGACUCUGAGACUGAACCCCCCUGUACCGAGUGGAGUGUUCAGGAAAACGCCACAGGAAGGAGUCGAAAUUGGAGGCGUGUAUAUCCCGGGAAACACGGUGAUCCAGAUGCCGCAGUAUGCGAUGGCGAGAGACCCCGACCUCUACCCUUCGCCCCUGGAAUUCAUUCCCGAGCGCCACUUCUCCCAGCCCGAGCUCAUGCGCCACAAGGACGCCUUCAACCCCUUCUCCGCCGGCCCGUACAACUGCAUCGGCAAGAACCUGGCCUACAUGGAGAUCCGCCUGCUGACGACCAACAUCAUCCGCAGGUUCGACGUCCGACUGGCGGACGGGGAGACGGGCGAGUCCCUCCUGAUGGCGACCAAGGACCACUUCACCCUCGGGCUCGGGCCGCUGAGACUGUGCUUCGAGCCAAGGAAGGUGUCGUAG
Molecule: messenger RNA, 1638 nt
Organism: Cladophialophora immunda
Lineage: Eukaryota; Fungi; Ascomycota; Eurotiomycetes; Chaetothyriales; Herpotrichiellaceae
Exons: 3
Coding region: 1-1638 (545 amino acids)
Molecular function (GO): iron ion binding; oxidoreductase activity, acting on paired donors, with incorporation or reduction of molecular oxygen; monooxygenase activity
Source: RefSeq, a predicted model, not a curated record